AUGGCGGACAACAACGGGCCGCGUGGUUAUCGCGACGGCGUGUACUUUGUUGACGUCAAUGCAUAUGUCCUGCCGCCUCUGAUCGGACUGCCCUUCCAUGAUAUGCGGCUAAAUGUUGUCCAUGCGGUCUUUAUGUGUCUAGCCAUGCUAGUGUUUCUCCCAUUUGCAAUCUUCCAAGCUAGAUUCAGAGCAUAUCGAAACCCCAGGAAGGCUAUUAGAUCCCAUAUAUUCUCGAACUGUUUUACCCUUCUUCUCCUAAGUAUUGGAUUUGCCUGUGGUGUAUCUGCAACUGGGAAGGAAAGGGCAUGGUCCAAUCCGCAUCAUAUCAUUGGUUUAACUAUCUAUGUUGCUAUCUGGGUGCAGGCACUUCUCGGGGCCAUUGUGCAUCAUAGGGGCAAAUUCAAGGUCACUCCGCAUCUACCUCUUAGGACUAUGCUCCAUCGCUGGCUUGGGCGGGCUGUCUGGCUACUGAGUCUUGCACAAAUCCCUCUUGGACUCACCCUCUAUGGAUCUCCCCUGUCGCUCUUUAUUUUAUAUGCUGUCUAUGUUUUCCUCCUGUUGAUGCUAUACUUUACAUCCGAGUUCUACCGGGGCAGACAACAUGGGACGGCAACAGUAACGACGGAAACAGCUUUCGAUUACCAGACCUCGGAGAAACAUGGGCACCAUGAAAGCAAGGGAUUCUUUUCGGCUGGAAAUCUAGCCAAAAUCGGUCUCGGAUUCCUAGUCGCGAAGAAAGUAAAGGACCAUUAUGCCGCCAGAGAAGAUAUGACGGCCGAUCAAAGUGAGCUUAGUAGCAGACCCGGUUAUCGGCCACCACCAGGAAGACGUGGGCAUGCAGGGUACGCUUCCAGCGUUGGAGUCACCAACUCUGAGGUCAAUGGAGGUUAUAAUCGCACAGAGCUGACCGGGUAUACCAAUGGCACCGGGUAUACGUAUGGAACUGGUUACACAAAUGGCACAGGAUAUACCAACGGUACCGGAUAUACGACCGGCACAGGGUAUACCAACACCGAAGACGUUGAAUCCAGGAUGUCACCGCCGAGGAAUUCUCAUGGCGCUGUUAAAGCUGGUUUACUCGGUGGUAUGGUGGCGGCAGGUGCCAAAAAGAGGGGUGUUGAUACACGCCCGGGGUCGUCGUCUAAUGCAAAGCCAGGUUUCUUCGCCAGCCUUUUCAAGAAAAAUAAGGGAGUCGAUGAUGGUGCUUCACCGAAGAAGCUUAAGAAAGGUGGUUUGACAGGUGAUGGUGGUUGGUUCGAUAGACGUAGGCGUAAUCGUGAAUCAGGCAUGUCUGCUGUUCAAACCGAGGACUAUACAGACUCUGAAGACGAUGAAGAGAACAGAAGAAGAGACGGAAGCCCCACCAGGCGAGCCGCUGGUGCUGCUGCUAUGGGGGCUGCAGCUGGUAUGGCAGCAGCGCAUCAUAGGGAUCGGAGAAACAAUUCGCCUUCCACAGUCACAGAUUCGUACUUCACAGACCCAAGGCCCGGCGAACGGGUUAAUUCGAUGCCGGAAACAGGCGGACUGCAAGCACCUCCACCAACUCAGAACAAUUACAACAAUUACAACAACUACAGCAACCACAGGCUACCGAUUGGUCACUCUGGCGCGGCUGGGUAUGACCCUCAUAAUAUUCAUAAUGAUCAACCUGCAUUCACAGGUGUACCUCCCCCUGCCCCUCCUUUCGGUAACUCGCCAACUCUCGGAAUACCACCUCGGCCACCUAUUCCAGCUACGUCGACCCGCACCCACAGCAGACAAGAUUCUGCGGAAUCACGUCCUAGAGGACUGGGAUUUAUUAUUCCCCCGGAGGACCCCAGUGACUCUGAAUUAUCCAUUGAACCCCACAAUCGUCCUUCGGGUAGCAGGUCUUACAGAAUACCUCAGACCGUGACUAGUGGUAGUGAAACUGGUUCAGAGAAGACACAAGAGCACUAUAUUCCGCAAGCAGCACUUCAAGUUCGAAUCAAGAAACAAGAUGGGGGCAAAACUGUUACAACUAUUAAGCGAAUGCCUAACAGGGAGCGCGCUAGUGUAGAUUCUAGUGCUUUCAGUCCCGGCCCAUCUGGUAGGCAGAGUAGUCGGAGCGUAGACCGGAGGAGAAGGGACAACGAUUACCAAGUGAUGGAAGAAAGAAGAAGAGGUGCAGAUAGCCAAUCGGAUCGAGAGAUGACCGACCAAGAAGAGCUAAAGAGAGAACGCGAGGCUAGAAGGGAAAGAAGGCGGCAGAGGAGGGAAACACAUGAGUACAAUAAUUACUAUAGUGGCGACGAAAUCCCGCAAGCCUACACAUAG
Molecule: messenger RNA, 2295 nt
Organism: Orbilia oligospora ATCC 24927
Lineage: Eukaryota; Fungi; Ascomycota; Orbiliomycetes; Orbiliales; Orbiliaceae
Exons: 3
Coding region: 1-2295 (764 amino acids)
Molecular function (GO): transmembrane monodehydroascorbate reductase activity
Source: RefSeq, a predicted model, not a curated record